AUGGUGGUCUCUCUCUCUUACGUGACUUCUUUUUUCUUAGCCUUUUUUACACUAGCCCUCUUUCUACUAUGUUUUUCUCACUUGUUCUUUGUGUCUCGUCUCUCCUUCCUGUUCUCUCCGUGUGUGUCUCUCUCUCGUCUCCCCCCCCGUUUUCUCCGAGUGUGCCCCUCUCUCGUCUCUCCCUCCCGUUCUCUCCAUGUGUCUCUCUCUCUCGUCUCUCCUUACCGUUCUCUCCGUGUGUGCCUCUCUCUCGUCUCUCCUCCCAGUUCUCUUCGUGUGUGUCUCUCUCUCGUCUCCUUUCCGUUCUCUGUGUGCGUGUCUCUCUCUCGUCUCUCCUUUCCGUUCUCUGUGUCUGUGUGUCUCUCUCUUGUCUCUGCUUUCCGUUCUCUGUGUGUGUGUGUCUCUCUCUCUCGCCUCUCCUUCCCGUUCUGUGUGUGUGUGUGUCUCUCUCUCUCGCCUCUCCUUCCCGUUCUCUGUGUGUGUGUGUGUGUGUCUCUCUCUCUCGUCUAUCCUUUCCGUUCUCUGUGUGUGUGUGUCUCUCUCUCUAGUUUCUCCUUUCCGUUCUCUGUGUGUGUGUCUCUCGCCUCUCCUCCCCGUUCUGUGUGUGUGUGUGUGUCUCUCGUCUCUCUUUCCCGUUCUGUGUGUGUGUGUCUCUCUCUCGUCACUCCUUUCCGUUCUCUCUGUAUGUGUCUGUGUGUCUCUCUCUUCUCUCCUUUCCGUUCUCUGUGUGUGUGUGUCUCUCUCUCUCCCGUCUCUCCUUCCCGUUCUCUGUGUGUGUGUCUCUCUCUCUCUAGUCUCUCCUUCCCGUUCUCUGUGUGUGUGUCUCUCUCUCUCUUUCUAGUCUCUCCUUCCCGUUCUGUGUGCGUGUCUCUCUCUCUUUCUCGUCUCUCCUUCCCGUUCUGUGUGUGUGUGUGUGUGUGUAUCUCUCUCUCUCGUCUCUCCUUCUCGUUCUCUCCCGUCUCUUACCACUUUCUCUCUUUCUAA
This is a messenger RNA of Acanthosepion pharaonis, 984 nucleotides long. Lineage: Eukaryota; Metazoa; Mollusca; Cephalopoda; Sepiida; Sepiidae. The record is from the annotation of a GenBank genome assembly.